Molecule: messenger RNA, 5227 nt
Organism: Clupea harengus (Atlantic herring)
Lineage: Eukaryota; Metazoa; Chordata; Actinopteri; Clupeiformes; Clupeidae
Gene: sort1b
Product: sortilin 1b
Biological process (GO): vesicle organization; endocytosis; Golgi to endosome transport
Cellular component (GO): membrane; Golgi apparatus
Molecular function (GO): protein binding
Source: RefSeq, a predicted model, not a curated record
AGCACAGCCAAUCGUUUCGUCUUGCCUCCAAGGUGCAGUCUUGUGUUUUAAUAUAGGGACUCGUAUUAAAGGGCCAUUUCAACACACAAUACAACCAUAAUAUUACUUUACGUAUUUUCAUCGGUUUAUUCGGGGAGCAUGACUUGCUAAAUAUCUUUUCGCACAAUCGGAAAUUCAUUUAAUUUAAUAAUAUCUCAAGAAUUCGAGUUGGGCAUCAGCGCGCCGCCUCGAAACGUAGGAUCUCUACCCGUCUCUACGAUGAACAGAUCAGAUAGCCCGCUGUCAGUAAAACUGUGUUUUUGUUGAUGACAUCUUCGGCCGCGCUGGAGCGACCUACAAUUUAUUAGCAUUUCAUGGACAUUUGAUUCAUCAUCCUGUUUGGAUUUAAACAGAAUUCCAACAAUGGGGAGGCUGCGGUGCUGCCUCUUAGUUUUUUUGUUACCCGUGGUGUUUUGUGUAGAUUUUCGAGAGGGAUCUAGACAGUCAUCUCGUUCACUAUCGUUUUUUGCGAAGAGUUCCCAACUGGGACAGCACCACAUUGCAAGAAGAUCACUUGGACACAAAGUUAACAAGAGGAGCACCGAUCAAGGAGGAGACACCUGUAAUGCUCUUCAGGGUUAUCAGAGCAAGUUAGCCGACAACACUCAUAGCUAUUCCUUCAACGAUCUGAGUGGAUCUGUGUCCCUCGCAUGGGUUGGCGAUGGAACUGGAGUAGUUCUGGCUCUCACAACAUUUCAGGUUCCAUUAUUCAUGCUAAGGUUUGGUCAGUCCAAACUCUACAGAAGUGAGAACUAUGGGAAAUCCUUCCAGGAUGUAACAGAACUCAUCAACAACACCUUCAUUAAAACAGAGUUUGGCAUUGCUAUUGGUCCUGAAAAUUGUGGCAAGGUGAUUCUCACUGGGGAUGUGACGGGAAAUUCAGGGUCAAGGAUUUUCCUUUCAACAAACUCUGGCAACAGUUUCAACCAUGUGGACCUACCCUUCCAUCCCAUGGUGCAGAUCAUGUACAACCCGCAUGAGCCCAAAGUUCUAGUUGUCAUAAGCAAUAAGCAUGACCUGUGGUUGUCAGAGAACUUCGGUUCAGACUGGAGGAUGAUCCAUUCAACUGUCUGUUUAGUGAAAUGGGGGAUGGACAAUACCCUGUUCUUCACCACCAAUCUCAAUGGAUCUUGCUUUGACCGAGGAAUGCUUGUGCUGAGAAAGACGUCCGAUUAUGGUAAAACCAGUAAGACAAUUGGUGAGAAGAUCUACUCCUUUGGAAUUGGUGGACGCUUCCUCUUUGCCUCUGUCAUGACUAGAACUGUCCAACAAGGCAACAUGCGAAUGAUUCACGUGUCAGUAGACCAGGGAGACGUGUGGAAUAUAGCCCAGCUUCCUGCUGUGGGCCAUGAGCAGUUCUACUCUAUACUGGCAGCAAACAACGACAUGGUGUUCAUGCAUGUGGAUGACCCGGGUGACACAGGCUACGGCACUAUCUAUGUGUCGGACAAUCGUGGCACGGUGUACUCCGAGUCACUAGAGCGCCACCUGUACACCACCACAGGGGGCGAGACCGACUUCACCAACGUCACCUCCCUCCGCGGAGUCUUCAUCACCAGUAUUCUGGCUGAGGAUGGCUCAGUGCAAAGUGUCAUGUCCUUUGACCAGGGAGGAGAGUGGGUUCCCAUUCAGAAACCUCUAAACAGCCAGUGUGACUCCACUGCUGCAGACAAGGAGAAGUGCAGUCUACACAUCCAUGCGUCAUACAGCACCUCCAUGAAGGUGAACGUGCCCAUGCUGCCCCUCAGUGAGCCCAACGCAGUGGGACUCAUUCUGGCCCAUGGCAGUGUGGGCGACGCCAUCUCGGUGAUGACGCCAGAUGUGUAUGUGUCGGAUGACGGCGGAUACUCGUGGCAGAAGGCACUUAGUGGCCCUCACCACUAUGCCAUCCUGGACUCUGGGGGCCUGCUGGUGGCUGUGGAGCAGAGCAACGAGGCCAUCUCCGCCAUCAAGUUCUCGACUGACGAAGGUCAGUGCUGGCAUGUGUACAACUUCACCAAUGACCCGAUUUUCUUCACCGGGUUGGCAUCGGAGCCGGGAGCACGCUCCAUGAACGUCAGUAUCUGGGGUUACAGGGACUCCUUCCUCAGCCAGUACUGGGUGUCCAUCACCAUUGACUUCCGGGAGCUUCUCACACGGGACUGUCAGGAUGAUGACUAUGUGCAGUGGCUGGCUCACUCUGAUGACAUCAGUGAUCCCAAGGAUGGAUGCAUGCUGGGGUACAAGGAGAAGUUCCUGAGGCUGCGAAAAGACUCCGUGUGCUGGAAUGGCAGGGACUACACAGUCAACAAACAGCAUACACCCUGUUCCUGCACUCUGGACGACUUCCUUUGUGACUUUGGCUACUACCGUGCAGAAAAUAGCUCGGAGUGCCUGGAGCAACCCGACCUCAAGGGCCAUGUGCUGGAGUUCUGCCUCUACGGCAAGAAGGAACAGCUGCAGACCAAUGGCUACCGGAAAAUCCCAGGUGAUAAGUGCGAGGGGGGAGUACAGCCUGUACGUAAGGAGAUUGACCUGAGCAGGAAGUGUGUCAGUAACCUCAUAGACCCAGAGCUGCUGAAGGACAGCCAACCUUCCAGCUCCGCUCCCAUCAUUGCCACUGUUAUUGUCAUUCUGGUGAUCAGCAUUGCUGCCGGAGUUCUCUUUGUGAAGAAGUAUGUCUGCGGAGGAAGGUUCCUGGUACACAGGUACUCUGUCCUGCAGCACAAUGCAGAGGUCAAUGGCAUUGAGGGUGUGGAUGAACCACUGGACACCAAUGUAGCGGCGCCUGCCAAGAUUGAGUUCCAUGAUGACUCGGAUGAGGACCUUUUGGAAUGAGAAGGAGAUCUCUGUUUGCAGCAGGAAUCAGAGAGACGCUUGGUGUCUCAUCUUAUCACAGCGCAAGGCUCCUUUCUCCUCCUCAAGCACACUGUCAUUUCCUGCAGAUCUAGCCUUCACCCACUCUCUUCCCCCACUUCCUGCUUUUGUGCUGAUGGGAAGGAUGCCUCCAUUUGCACGGCGCUCAACAAGACGGUAUUCAUGUGAAACGUAUAGUGGCAGGUGUAGUUACUCUAGGCUGAGCAACAGGAGCCUCUUUCAGUGGUUAGCGUUCAGCUCGCAAAGUCUUACCUGGUGCUGGGGUUUUUUCAGCUAUCUUUAUUUACCUUUUGGAAGGCCGUCGUAAGGAAAGGAAAUUUGGAAUGCAAAGUAAUUUGGUUUGGCAAAUUGUUAGGUACUUUUAAGGAUUCUUUACACAGAAAAAAAAUUGUUCAUUGGUGCAGUUAUGCUAACAUGUCAAAUGCAGUCUUUCUUUUUACCUUCUUAACCACCUCAAAAGUAGAUUUCUAUAGGGGUCCUUACAUUUUUACUUUCUUGCAAUCCACCAGUAAUAUGGAAAAAUGCUGGAAAUGUAACAUUGAUUCCUCCUCUGUGGACUGAUUUAAAUAUUUUUUUAGAGGUUUCUUUAUUUUGGUUUGAUAUUUAUUUUGGAUUAACAUUGGGGAACUUCCAACUUCUUACCUAACUACUAAAAUAAGUGUUUAGAUGGCCAUAUUCCUAAUGUAAUAAGCAAUAAAGUGCUUAGAUACAGUGUAUCAGCAAAGCAAGCUUACCAAGCUGGAUUUGGUCAGUUUUGUCAAAAGACAUAGCUGGAAAUAAUUUGAUACUGUGUGUGGCUGCACAAGUUUAUGUAGUACCGUUUAAGGAGAGCAUGUUAAAAGGGUUUGGGCUGGAAUUUAGGCAUUUAACUGGAUUGGGCCUCAUUUUGUAAAACACAAUCUUAUCUUCUACAAGAGAGAAUACAUGUAAAGGAAACCAAUAUAAAGGAAUAUGAUGCAUUUAUAUUUGAUUGAUAGGCUGUGUUUAUAUUCAUGCAGAGGUGGGACUUUUUUUGUAGAGGGCAUCGUUGUCUCAAAUGCUAACCAAGCAUUCUCAUUAACAGCAAUUUUGCACCAUAAUGGUUGAUAAGACAGCACAAUAGCUAUAUAUGUUUGGAGUCAAGUCAGCCAUUUCUCACACUUUGUUUCUUUUUCCUUGACUUUACCCCUCCCCCAUCCCCCCAUUUAUACAAUUUCACCUUCCUUCCAUGAAAAAUGAUUUCCAUGAAUUCUGAUGUAUCUUUUGAAGCUCCUGCUAUGUUUUGAUAUAGUUUAGUACACUGUAUCCUCCAAUUGAUUUAGAGACUAAAUGUUAGAAGUCUUCCCUCAAAUUUAAAAUUGAUCUUCCCAUGGGUAGUCCCUCUUUUUUUUUUAAAUCGGUUGCAAUGGAAUCAAACGCAUAAAUGCUCAUUUAGAUUGAUUGAUGUGACUCAGAUACUCCAGUAGACUAUUUCCCCCGUCAGCGCUCAUUGAUGUAUGUUAAGACCUCCAGCGCAAAAGGCUCUGCCUCCACUUCACAGGUUAAUACUGCAGAUCAUAAAGAUGUUCUUGAAGAGGGAAUGCCCACUGCAAAGUACACUACUGUCUGGAUGUGUUCAAACAAGUGCCUAACAUGGAGGUAUGGUUUGUGCCUUCACAAGUGGUGUAAAGCUAAUGUUAAAUAAUUGAUCAUGGGUAUCAGGUCUGUGUGCCCAUCCCUUGUAUUUAGUUUCCGACGGAACUUGUCUUGUCUGUCACACAUACGGUAGAGGGCUUUGCCUUUGAAGCAAAGACCAGUAUCUCAUUUGGUCCGCCCCACCUGAGUUUCCUUGUAAAUAUUGGCCAACCCCAAAGUCGUAUGACUACUGCAAUUUUAAACAGUUACCUGAGAACUGGGCUUGGCUCUGCAACCCGAAGAAGCAAUGGUCAUGUCAUCAAAGAUGGCUUCUCGCCUGUCUUUUUAAAAGCAAUAUUUACGCAUUUGGCAUUUACCCAGUUUGUACCAAUGGCAGCCUAGGGAUAUCAUGAGAUGAACAUAAGCUGAUCAAGUUGUAGCUCCACGGUUUCUUAGUGACAAACCAGUUUUAUUUUCCCCUUAUUUGCACAAUAGGUCUGGUUGAAAUGAUUGCUGUUGAUGUGUUGGAUUAAAGGGUACACAUACAAGAUGCUCCUAAUUUAACUAGAUUGCGAGGUGUGGAUGUUGUCUUGCGGUUUUGAAUCAAUGUACAUAGCAUUCAAUGUGACAGCUCUGUAAAUAUUCAGCUGCUCCAACUUUGUAUCAGCUGCUCUUGUUCUGUAUAUUGGAAAGAAUUUGCUUUGGUUUGAAGAAAAAAAUAAAUUAAAUGUGUCCCGUU